Messenger RNA from Myiozetetes cayanensis, 475 nucleotides. RefSeq names its product growth-regulated alpha protein-like. The record is from RefSeq and is a predicted model, not a curated record. Gene Ontology annotation, biological process: chemokine-mediated signaling pathway; inflammatory response; antimicrobial humoral immune response mediated by antimicrobial peptide. The transcript is spliced from 4 exons. Gene Ontology annotation, cellular component: extracellular region. Gene Ontology annotation, molecular function: chemokine activity; CXCR chemokine receptor binding. NCBI's taxonomy places the organism in Eukaryota, Metazoa, Chordata, Aves, Passeriformes, Tyrannidae. Bases 1 to 315 code for a protein of 104 amino acids.
AUGCGAGUGCCGGCUGGGAUAGGGACGGGAGCCCCUGUGCUCCUGUGGCUGCUGCUGCUGCUGCUGAUGUCCCACUCAGCCCACGCAGCCAUCCUGGAGGUGAACGGGAACCUGAGCUGUAGGUGUGCCAAGGCAACCUCGGACUACAUCAGUCCCAAGAAAUACGAGAGCAUUGAGAUAAGGCCUGUGGGCAGCACCUGCAGGCGCACGGAGAUCAUAAUUAAGUUAAGAGCUGCAGGGAAGGUGUGUGUGAAUCCCGAAGCCCCUUGGGUAAAGAAGCUGCUGAAGCGUAUCGCCAGCACGAAGAAAAGAUAAGUUUCCUGCUAAGGAAGUUGAUGCCCAGAGCCCCAAGAUGGGCUGGUGGACGAUGCCUGGGUGUGCAGACCUGGCUGCUCCUCACCUUGCCCUCGCUUCCCCGCCUUCCUGAAAUCCCCACAUCUGGCUCCACUGGCAGUGCCUGUAGGGAGGGUGGCUC